This is a messenger RNA of Dioscorea cayenensis subsp. rotundata (Guinea yam), 660 nucleotides long. Its product is annotated as 60S acidic ribosomal protein P2-2-like. The transcript is spliced from 4 exons. Gene Ontology annotation, cellular component: cytosolic large ribosomal subunit; ribosome. The record is from RefSeq and is a predicted model, not a curated record. Gene Ontology annotation, molecular function: structural constituent of ribosome. The coding region runs from base 84 to 434 and encodes 116 amino acids. Gene Ontology annotation, biological process: cytoplasmic translational elongation. NCBI's taxonomy places the organism in Eukaryota, Viridiplantae, Streptophyta, Magnoliopsida, Dioscoreales, Dioscoreaceae.
UUGGUCCCAUCGAGGAAACCCUAGAAAAACCUCUCUGCGGCCGAAGAAGCUCAAACGAGAACUUCAUCACCAGCCGUUUCAGAAUGAAGGUCAUUGCUGCCUAUUUGCUUGCUUUGCUUGGUGGGAACUUGAGCCCUUCUGCUGAUGAUCUGAAGAAUAUCCUUGGAUCAGUUGGAGCUGAAACUGAUGAAGAUAAGUUUGAGUUCUUCUUAUCUGAAGUUAAGGGCAAAGACAUAACUGAGCUUAUCGCUUUGGGUAAGGAGAAAUUGGCAUCAGUGCCUGCUGGUGGUGGUGGUGGUGGUGCCCUUGUGGUGGCAACUCCUGCCGGAGGGGCUUCCACUGCUGGCCCCGCUGCAGCUGAGCCAAAGAAGGAAGAGAAGGUUGAGGAGAAGGAAGAGUCAGAUGAUGAUAUGGGCUUCAGCUUGUUUGAUUAAUUGUUUCUUGGGAAUCACCUUUCGGUGGAUUGUCAAUUUAUGCACUCUGGCAAGGAUGUUAACUUCUGGUACUAUAGGGCUUUAUCUUUAUUUCUAGAACAUAGGCCAUUUCAAGCCAACCUCUUUUUGUGUUCAAUGAACAAACAAGUUUGGAAUAGGUACAGUGACAGUGAAGGGUUUUCUUUUUCAUUCUCUUUUAAUGCAACAUUUUGUUUCGGCAGAUUAA